Messenger RNA from Prosopis cineraria, 3201 nucleotides. Its product is annotated as lysM domain receptor-like kinase 3. Gene Ontology annotation, biological process: innate immune response; protein phosphorylation. The record is from RefSeq and is a predicted model, not a curated record. Bases 794 to 2788 code for a protein of 664 amino acids. Gene Ontology annotation, molecular function: transmembrane receptor protein kinase activity; ATP binding. The transcript has 11 exons. Lineage: Eukaryota; Viridiplantae; Streptophyta; Magnoliopsida; Fabales; Fabaceae.
GAUAAAAUCUAAAUUUGCACUGUUUCAUUCCCCAAGAUUAAAUGCACGUUAUUCAAGUUGUUUUAGAAACAAAUAAAUCCACCGGCGUAGUGCACUGGUAAUUGCUUAUUUGCUUGCUAGAUAUUGUAGAGAAAGAAGAGCGAUAUCUCGUGUUCCCGACAGAACGAGUGGCGAUUUAGUCUUAAAUAUCCUUCAAAAAUCUAAAUAUCUCCCACUCUGGUGGUACCAGGUGGGUGGUUCCCCAAGUUUCACUCUACAAAGGUUGCUUUCUUUUGUCACUGUUUUUCACUUUUCAGUAAGCGGCUUUGCUUAGUCUAUUUUUAACGUGAAACCAAGUGCUCUGUUUUCAAGUUCCCUUCAUUCCUUUCUUCUUCCAUCCCUCUUUGUUCAGAAAUUUAGCAGAAACUUAUUCCCUACCACAUCCCCACAUGCUCCUUUUACUGUCUAUUUGCUAUUUCUCUAGGUAAUUUGUUCACUAUUUUUUCUUGUAAUAUCAUUCAUCAAAGUUUUGAAGAAAAGAAACCAUUUUGUUUGUUCUAGAGCUGAGUCUUUGUUAAAUUUACAUGGUUUCAAGCUUUUGCUGAUGAUGUCGGGAUUCUGAUGGUUUUCCUCCAUCGGAAUUUUAUUUAACUUGGAUCAAGUUUCUUCCUUUUUAGUUUCAUUUUUCUUUCGCCUUAGCCAAAUUUCUUUAGACCAACUUCUUUUCCAUCUCUCAACUUCACUGUGAUUCCACUGUUUCUCUUUGAUCUUUUGGACACUAAAUAGUCUGCUUUCUUGAUUUUAAAUUAAAGUUAUGCAUCUUGUCUGGAAACGUCACUUGUAUCUGCUUCAAUUUCUUCUUUUUCUUCUCCACUUUCAUUCCCUUUCUUCGGAUACCACACCCUUGGAUUGUAAGGACGCCACCCGCGUCUGCACUUCGUUCUUGGCCUUUAAGCCUCGACCAAAUCAAACCUUAGCCGUAAUUCAGAGCAUGUUUGAUGUAUUGCCUAAUGACAUUACUGUUGAAGGCAAUGGCUGGGACUACAUAUUUAUCAAAAAGAACUGUUCUUGUGCUGCUGGCAUAAACAAAUACGUGUCUAGCACCACUUACACUGUAAAAUCCAAUGAAGGGUUGGUGUAUGAUUUGGUGAUGAAGGCCUAUGAUGGGCUUGGUUUCUUGCCCAAAACGGCUAGGAGGGCAAAAAACGGCUCCGUUAUAACAUUGAAGUUGUUUUGUGGUUGCUCCAGUGGACCCUGGAACUAUAUGAUGAGUUAUGUGAUGAGAGAAGGUGAUAGUAUUGAAUCUCUGGCGAGUCGGUUUGGAGUUAGUAUGUAUAGUAUAGAGACAGUAAAUGGCAUCAACAAUCCUGACAAUAUCACUGUGGAUUCCCUGUGUUAUGUACCACUUAAUUCGGUUCCUGGUGAGCCAUAUACCCUGAAGAAUGAUACUUCCUUAGCUCCUGUUCCUGCCCCUUCUAUUGACAAUGUUUCUGCUAGUCAAGUCAGUCAUGCUCAUGCACCCUACAUAUGGAUCGUUGGGGGUUUAGGGAUCAGUCUUGCUCUGAUAAUAUUAAGCACAAUUCUUUAUUUCUGUGCGAGAUCGUCCAAUUGUUUUGCUGAAGCAAGCACAAGUCCUGAAAAGGUUGAUGAAGGCAAGAUCUUGCACAAAUUUCAUAUCCUUCAAAAUCCAAGUUUUUGCUGUGGUUCAGGAAGGUACAUACAGGGCAAACCUGUAGAGCAGAGGCAAUCUGAUCGUGAUUCCCGCAACAACCAGAUUACUGCUCCCAAAGUUUCAACAUUGGGGAUUAAUGUCUUUGAAGUGGAGAACCCUGUCGUUUUCACACAUGAAGAGAUUUGUUCUGCAACUGAUGGUUUCUCUGAUUCAAAUCUACUUGGGCAUGGUAUUUAUGGUUCUGUUUAUUAUGGCUUCCUUCGUGACCAGGAGGUUGCUAUCAAAAGAAUGACUGCUACAAAAACUAAAGAAUUCUUGUCAGAGAUGAAGGUCCUGUGCAAGGUUCAUCAUGCAAAUCUGAUAGAAUUGAUCGGCUAUGCUGCUAGUCAUGAUGAGCUUUUCCUUAUUUAUGAAUAUGCCCAGAAGGGUUCACUUGGAAGCCAUUUGCAUGAUCCACUGACCAAGGGUUCUUCCUCACUCUCUUGGAUCAUGAGGGUCCAGAUAGCACUUGAUGCUGCUAGGGGACUUGAGUACAUACAUGAGCACGCCAAAAUCAAUUACGUCCAUAGAGAUAUCAAGACAAACAACAUCUUACUUGGCGCUUCCUUUAGAGCAAAAAUUUCAGAUUUUGGGUUAGCAAAACUUGUUGGGAAAGCAAAUGAAGAAGAAAUUACUGCCACCAAAGUUGUUGGCACAUAUGGUUAUCUUGCACCUGAAUACCUGAGCGAUGGCCGUGCAACAACCAAAAGUGAUGUUUAUGCAUUUGGCAUUGUUCUUUUUGAGAUGAUAUCAGGGAAGGAGGCCACUAUUCGGACAGAAGGCUUGAUGUCAAAAAAUCCUGAGAGACGUUCUCUUGCAUCUAUUAUGUUGGCAGCUCUUAGGAACUCACCUGAUUCAAUGAGUAUGUCUAGUUUGAGAAAUCAUAUUGAUCCUAAUAUGAUGGACCUGUAUCCCCAUGAUUGUGUAUUUAAGAUGGCCAUGCUGGCAAAGCAAUGUGUGGAUGAUGAUCCCAUCUUAAGACCUGAUAUGAAACAAGUUGUGAUUUCGCUCUCACAGAUCCUCCUGUCUUCUAUUGAGUGGGAAGCAACUCUAGCCGGCAACAGCCAAGUGUUCAGUGGGCUUGUUCAAGGAAGAUAGUUAGAGACCAACAUCUUUCAUUCACUACAACAGCUUUCCUAUAUUCUUUUUGUUAAUAGGAGGUCUUAGAUUCAAACUUCUACUAUUACGCAUACUCUAAAAAAUUGUGUUGUGCGAGUUGGUACGUGAGAGAGAGAGAGAGAGAGAGAGAGAGAGAGAGAGUACAGCCUUGUCUCCUUAAUGGCGGGAAAGCAUCUCCUUUUGGUUGUCAGUCUGAAUUUCUUAGAUUGUAGUAAAUAGUCUUAAAUUACAAUCUGUGUAAAUUUUUGGAUGUAACUAGUAAAUCUUUUCUUAAAUUACAAUCUCUGUAUAAAUGUGUGGAUGUAAGCUACAUUAUGUGAUGAUGAUGACUGCUGUGGGGGGAUUUUAGUGAUGUAUAGUUAAUACUGAUAUGAAUUGCACUUUUAAUUUAA